AUGACAACGCCGCCAGUCGUCUCCGCGACGGAGUUCAUCGGUAGUUUAUGGCGACCAACGCCCACCGCAACGACACAUCCGACCAUGACGACCACCAUGAUGCCCCAAAGGGAACCGACCACACAAUCACAACCAUCAACUCACCAGCAACCAUCUACCUGGUGCCUGAGCACCAUCACAUCUUCUAUACAACCAAUGUGUGCAGGUCACCCGUCUUCCCCAAUGGCCGCCAUGUCGCGUGUCCCGCUAUUCGCACAACAACCAAGGUUUAAACCAUACUCCUAUUACUACCAAGGCAUGUACCCCCCAACACAGUUGCAAAACAACAAUAGUCAAGGCACACCGGUGCAGGGAACGCACUCACACACAAUGGGACCAAUGGAGUCGAGCUCACAGUCAAAUCAGUUGGUGCAUGCAUACCCCACACAUGCGGUGUACGUGCCACAAACGCCAGGGUGCAACCACGGAUACCAUUGCAAAUAUGGUCAAGGGUACGCCAACCCCUAUCACAUGCAGCACACAAUGGCCAAGGGAGCACCUGCAUAUCCACACAUGUACGACUCGCGGCAAGCUCCACUUGCGAGGUUCAGUACCCUCGCCUCGAGUCGCCUGGCUUCUCAGCCCGACUCCAUUAUAGCGGCAAGCUCCGCAUGCGAGGUCCAGUACCCUCGCCUCGAGUCGCCUGGCUUCUCAGCCCGACUCCAUUAUAGCGACAAGCUCCGCAUGCGAGGUUCAGUACCCUUGCCCCGAGUCGUCUGGCUUCUCAGCCCGACUCCAGUAUAG
Molecule: messenger RNA, 783 nt
Organism: Lactuca virosa
Lineage: Eukaryota; Viridiplantae; Streptophyta; Magnoliopsida; Asterales; Asteraceae
Source: the annotation of a GenBank genome assembly